Spathaspora passalidarum NRRL Y-27907 is the source of this 744-nucleotide messenger RNA. RefSeq names its product proteasome core particle subunit alpha 1 (gene SCL1). The transcript has a single exon. Lineage: Eukaryota; Fungi; Ascomycota; Pichiomycetes; Serinales; Debaryomycetaceae. Gene Ontology annotation, cellular component: proteasome core complex, alpha-subunit complex; cytosol; nucleus. The record is from RefSeq and is a predicted model, not a curated record. Bases 1 to 744 code for a protein of 247 amino acids. Gene Ontology annotation, biological process: ubiquitin-dependent protein catabolic process.
AUGUCCUCAUCAGCAGCAGGUUUCGAUAGACACAUUACGAUUUUUUCGCCCGAAGGUCGACUCUAUCAGGUAGAAUAUGCAUUCAAAGCCAUCAAUUCGUCCAACAUCACUUCCAUGGGUAUCACCGGUACUGAUUGUGCUGUAUUAAUUCUGCAAAAGAAAAUACCAGAUAAGUUACUCGACCCAGCCACCGUAUCAUACAUGUUCAAAAUCACGCCAUCCAUUGGUCUUGUCGCUACUGGGUCAAUUGCUGAUGCCAGAGCCCAGGCAUUGAGAGCCAGGUCCGAAGCUAGUGAAUUUAGAUAUAAAUACGGUUACGAAAUCCCCGUCGAAGGAUUGUCCAAGAGAUUGGCCAAUUUAUCUCAAUUGUAUACGCAAAGAGCAUACAUGAGACCACUCGGGGUUGCAUUAACAUUAUGUCAGUUUGAUGAAGAAGAAGGAAGAGGCCCACAAAUAUUUAAGUGUGAUCCAGCGGGUUACUAUACUGGGGUUAAGGCCGUGGCCACUGGUCCUAAACAACAAGAAGCUACUACUUAUUUAGAAAAGAAGUUUAAGAAGGUUGAUUGUAUCAACGGUGAUUGGAAGGAAACUGUAGAGUUUUCUAUCAUUGCCUUGAGUAAUGUUGUUGGUACAGAAUUUAGAAAGAAUGAUAUUGAAAUUGGUGUAGCUAGCAAGGAUGGAUUCCGUAUUUUGUCCCCUGAAGAAAUCGACGAAAGAUUAGUGGCAAUUGCUGAAAGGGAUUAG